Messenger RNA from Pimephales promelas (fathead minnow), 1222 nucleotides. RefSeq names its product lymphocyte antigen 75. NCBI's taxonomy places the organism in Eukaryota, Metazoa, Chordata, Actinopteri, Cypriniformes, Leuciscidae. The record is from RefSeq and is a predicted model, not a curated record.
CAAAUAGAGCUUGACUUUUGAUUGGUCAAGGCUGUCCGUGUCUUACUGGUCUAUAAGUAAGAAAUCUUCAUUAAUUCAGACUUGCAAUCAUCACUUUGGGCAUUUCUGCAGCUGGCACAACACUGGACGUCUUGACAAUAUGGCAAUGAAAGCUACAGUCACUGUGUUUGUGUUUUUGAGUCUCUUCGGAUUGAACAGCAGCUUCUACAGAAAACAUUAUUAUGUGUUUGAGAGUAUGGAGUGGUCAAGAGCACGGGAAUACUGCCAAACUCACCAUGAUGACCUGUCCACCGCUAGCUAUGAAGAACUGCAACAACUUUCUGAUAAUUCACAGCUCACUGAUUAUUACUGGAUUGGACUUAGAGAUGCUACCUACUCAGAACUGUGGAAAUGGACUGGAGGCGAGGAUGCAACUGAUGUCAGGUGGGACAAUAACGAACCAGAUAAUUGGUAUGAACAAUGUGGUUGCGUCAAAAAGUCCUCUUCUAAAGUUCAUGACUUUCAUUGCUCUCGGAAAUUACCAUUUUACUGUAUGGAGGUCUUUGAGCUGAUCGUGGUGCAGCAGAAGAACACCUGGGAAGAGGCUCUGGAAUACUGCAGACAAAACUACAUUGAUCUUGCCAGUUUAAGCUCAGAUGUGAUUAUGAAGGAGGCAGAAGAUAAGAGCACACCAGCCCUGACAGAUGAUGUAUGGAUUGGUCUGCGCUUCAUCGCUGGUCACUGGUUCUGGCUAAAUGGAGAAGAUCUGGGCUAUAAGGUCUGGUCUGCGGCUGGAGAGCUCCAGUGUCCUGCCAUGGAUCAGCGCUGUGGGGUUUAUGAUGUAAUGAAUAAGGUUUGGAAACCCGCAGACUGUGAGAAGAGACUCAACUUUCUCUGCGUCAAGACUGUUGGCUAACAUUGGCACAUUUACAGAAAUGUUGAUUAAUAUGAUUAAUGAAAUUAUUCAUGGUUGGUUAAUUCAAUUUAAAAUGAAACUAUUUUCGAAGCAUAUUUUAAUAGUCAAUAUAGAUGUUGGUUAACUGCCGUGCAUUGCGAUAAUAAUAACGAUAAAGUCUAGUCUUUCAUUUGAAACUAAAUGUUGUUAGCUGCAUCCUAAAGUUUUUUGGUACGUUAUAAGCAACACACAUUCAAAUCUGCUGUAACUUUUUUGCACAAAUGAUCUUUCCGUCUGAAUACUCAUUUAUUUUUCUUUUUACAUAUUUUGCUUUCUUAAACUAUUAAA